AUGAGCUGGAUCGGCAGCUUACAAGCUCUUCCAGAGCAAUCUCAGAAAUACAUUCCAGAAGAAUACCAAAAAUAUGCUCCGCACCUCUGGCUUCUCGGUGCUGGGGUAAUCGGGAUCUAUCUCCUUCGAGGGUUAUUCUCCUACUUCAAGAUUUUGAGAGAAGUUCGAGGUCUUCCUGUCAAGCACGGUUUCUUCCCUGCGUACGAACAAGGUCUUCGAGCUCGAGUCCCGCACAUCCCUUAUAUCUUGCCUAUCAAGGAUUUCUAUUCUCGACCAGAAUGGGAUAGAUUCGAAAAGCCUCGAUCUGAUCUUCUCGCUUAUACCGUCGCCACGCAACACCGAGCCAUCUAUUGGGUCGCCAAUCCUUACACUGCUCAACAUGUAUUCACCAAGACCUCUCUGUUUGAGAAACCUACUUUCCAUCCUCGUUAUGUAGCAGCCGCCAAAUUCGGUGGAAACAUCAUUAGUGCCAGUGAUGGCGAUGAUCACAGGAGACACAAGUCGGUAGUAAGAGGUUGUUUCGGUGAAGAGAUCUUUAGGAACGCCUGGGAGGAAAUGGAUAAAACGGUUGAAUUGUUUCUGGAUGAAGAUAAACUUCGUGAAGGUGGUGUGAUGGAAGAUGUGGGCGCGACCACCAUCAAGAUGACAUACAUUGUUAUUGGUAAAGUCGGCUUCGGUCAUGACAUCCCUUGGGACUCGCAACGAAGUAAGAAAGGCGAGAAAAUUGGUUUCGUCGAAUCUUACGAAAUUGUCGAUCGAACUAUGUUAUACCAGUUUACCUUACCUCUUUGGAUCAUAAAAAUACUUCCUACCAAAGAGUUACGUCGAAUGGGUGAUGGUCGAACUGCCUUCCUUGGGUACUGCUACGAAAUGGCCCGAAGCAAACGAGCCGAACUCAAUGCUUUGCGAGAAGCCGGAGAGAAAUCGAAAGCUCCCGUUGACCUGCUUGGUGCUAUGGUCCAUGCUCAACUCGUUGCUGAAGAGGAAGCUCGUCUAAAGCAUGGUCAUGAAUUCACUCCUAACGUUGGUUUAACAGAGAAUGAAGUUAUUGGUAACAUGUGUGAAGCUGGACACGAGACAACCGGACACACUUUCGCUUUCACACUCGCUCAACUCGCUCUUCAUCCCGAAUGGCAAGAGGAAGUCUACAAGGAAAUCAAGGAAGUUUGUGGUGACGAGAAGCCUUCUUACCGAGACGUCCACAAACUACCUUUGUGUCUCGCCGUAGGACUCGAAGCUAUGAGACUUACCGAUAUCGUCCGACAAUUAUUCAAAGUUGCCAAGGAGGACAGUAUGCUCCCUUACACCACCUGGAACGAAGCUGGCGAAGUCACCAAACGAGAACACCUCGUCAAGAAAGGUUCAUUGAUUUACAUCGAUACUCCCGCGUCUCAACUUAACCCAUUCUACUGGAAAGACGCCAACGAAUUCAAUCCUCGACGACAUCUCGGGGCUGACGAUGCUCGUGCGAGUCUGAACAAUGCUGAAGUCCCAUUUGUCGCUUUCUCUAUGGGUCCCAGACAAUGUAUCGGUCGAAGAUUCGCUGAAGUCGAAAUUAUCUGUGUCAUCGCUUCUAUCCUUAGCAGAUAUAUCAUUCACCCUGUUCCUACUCAUGCGGGUGAGACCAAGGACAGUAUGGAAGAGAGAAUGAUCGGUUCAGCUGUCGAGGACGUCACCAUGACUCCUGGUAAAUUCCGAGUCAGAUUGGAGAAGAGACAUUAA
This is a messenger RNA of Kwoniella botswanensis, 1722 nucleotides long. RefSeq lists its product as uncharacterized. The record is from RefSeq and is a predicted model, not a curated record. Lineage: Eukaryota; Fungi; Basidiomycota; Tremellomycetes; Tremellales; Cryptococcaceae. Bases 1 to 1722 code for a protein of 573 amino acids. The transcript is spliced from 9 exons. Gene Ontology annotation, molecular function: oxidoreductase activity, acting on paired donors, with incorporation or reduction of molecular oxygen; monooxygenase activity; heme binding.